CGAUCAGGCCAUCAUCGCGCUGCGUCAGUUUUAUUCAAGCCUUCGAAAAAGUACGGUUCUUCCGCGUGAAAUCCGCAAAGUACCGCGCGAGGUGUCCAGUGUGUGUGUGACUAAUAGAAGUUUUCUUUUCACCGGAGCUCGUGUUUGAGGGCCUUUUUGUGAACCGGCUAGCGCGUGUGCGGCCACUUCCGGCGUGAAGUGUAAAACGGAAGCGAAGAAGAAUAAAGGAAGGAGUGAAAAGUGAGGUUUUUCUUGUAAAACGGAAACGGCACUAGGGGAACCAUGUCCGUCAUUGGAAUAGACUUUGGCAACGAGGCGUGCUACGUUGCGGUGGCCAAGGCCGGCGGCAUCGAGACCAUCGCCAACGAUUACAGCCUGCGGGCCACUCCAUCAUGCGUUGCAUUCGCCGGUCGAAACCGCGUGCUCGGCGUGGCCGCCAAGAACCAGCAGGUGACCAACAUGAACAACACAAUCGGUGGCUUCAAGCGGCUACUCGGCCGUAAGUUCAACGACCCGCACGUCCAGGCCGAGCUGCGCAAGGCCCCGUACCGGGCGGAACAGCGGCCGGACGGUGGCAUCGGGAUACGGGUCAACUACCAGGACGAGGAGUGCGUGUUCAGCCCCGAACAGAUCACGGCCAUGCUGUUCACCAAGCUCAAGGACGAUGCCGCCAAGGAGCUCAAGACACAGAUCAACGAUUGCGUCAUCACCGUGCCGUCGUUCUUCACCAACGCCGAGCGGCAGGCCCUUCUGGACGCCGCAGGCAUCAGCGGGCUGAACGUGCUGCGGCUCGUCAACGAAACGACUGCGACGGCCCUCAGCUAUGGCUUCUACAAGCAGGACCUGCCCGCGCCGGAGGAAAAGUCCCGCAACGUGAUCUUUGUCGACUGUGGCCACUCGUCGCUGCAGGUUUCGGCGUGUGCCUUCCACAAGGGCAAGCUAAAGAUGCUGGCCAGCUGCGCGGACCAGGUCGGCGGGCGGGACUUUGAUUACGCGCUGGCGGAGCACUUUAGCAACGAAUUCCAGACCAAGUACAAAAUCGAUCCCAGGACGAACAAGAGGGCUUACCUGCGUCUGCUGACCGAGGUGGAGAAGCUGAAAAAGCAAAUGUCCGCCAACAGCACGAAGCUGCCGCUGAACAUCGAGUGCUUCAUGAACGAGAUCGAUGUGCACGGGACGAUGCAGCGGCCGGAAAUGGAGCAGAUGUGCGCGGGUCUUCUGCAGCGCAUCGAGGCCACCAUGAAGAAGCUGCUGGCGGACUCGAAGCUGGCCCUGGAGGACAUACAUUCCGUCGAGAUUGUCGGUGGCGGCAGCCGCGUUCCGUCGAUCAAGCUGCUGAUUGAGCAGAUCUUUGGCAAGACGGCGAGCACCACGCUGAACCAGGACGAGGCGGUCUCGCGAGGUGCGGCGCUGCAGUGCGCCAUCCUGUCGCCUGCGGUUCGCGUGCGUGAGUUCGCCUGCAGUGACGUGCAGGCCUUCCCGGUGUUGAUCUCCUGGGAGGACAGCACCCAGCGCAACGAGAUGAAAGUGUUCGAGCAGUACCACACGGCUCCGUUCUCGCGGCUGUUGACCGUGCACCGCCGCGAACCGUUGACCAUCAACGUGCACUACGAGCCCAACUCGGUGCCCUAUCCGGACCCAUUCAUCGGAUCGUUCCACAUCAAGGACAUUAAGCCGAAUGCCAACGGUGACCCGCAGGAGGUCAAGAUCAAGGUGCGCAUCAACCAGAACGGCAUCGUGCUGGUUUCGAGCGCCACCAUGGUGGAGAAGCGCGAAUCCGAGGAACCCGUCACGCCACCGGCCACCGCCGCCAACGGAGACCAACCUCCGACGCCCAACUCGCCCCAGGGCGAAGACGCUCCCAAAACCGGCGAACCCAUGGACAUCCAAGAGGGUAGCGAUGAUGAGCAGGCUAGAAAUGAGCAGGAUAGUAAAUCCGACGCCGAUAACAGUGGAGGAGGUGGAGGGAGUUGGACGCAAAGGGUCAGCAGAUGGUUUACCUCUUCGGACAAGAAGAAGAAGGUGACCACGAAGAACAUCGACCUGACCAUCGAGGGCAAGACGCACGGCUUCGUCAGCACCGAGUUGACUAACUACCACGAAUUGGAGAUGAAGAUGAUUGCCAACGAUCGCCAGGAAAAGGAGCGCGUUGACGCGAAGAACGCGCUGGAGGAGUUUGUGUACGAGGUGCGUGGCAAGAUCCAGGAGGAUGGUGAGCUGAGCGCGUACAUCGAGCAGGACGACGCGUCCAAGAUCUGUCUGCAGCUGGAGGACACCGAGAACUGGCUGUACGAGGACGGGGAGAACUGCGAGAAGGCGGUGUACAAGGAUCGGCUGGCCGGGUUGCGCCAACAGGUUGACCCGAUCAAGGGCCGUGCCGACGAGUACCAGGGCCACGAGCAGGCCUUUACCGAGCUCGGUCGUACCGUCCAGCUGACGUUCAAGGCCGUCGAGCAGUACCGCGCCAAGGAUCCAAAGUAUGACCACCUGACCGAGACGGAGAUCCUGAACAUUAGCGAGGCAGCCCAGAAGGCACAAAAGUGGUACGAGGAGGCCCGGUCGAAGCUGGUCGCGGUCAAGAAGACGCAAGAUCCGCCCGUCAAGGUCGCGGACAUUCGCCACGAGAACCAGACCCUGUCGACGUGUAUGAACUCGGUGUUGAACCGCCCCAAGCCGAAGCCUCCGACCCCGCCGGCGGAUACGGCCAAGGACGGUGCGCCCCAAGCGAACGCCAACGGCGACCAGGCCAAGGAGCAGGACCAGCAGCAAACGGACGCCGCCCCCAAGGACUUGGAGGACAAGAUGGACGUCGAGUAAUGUGUAGUUAAUUCGUUUUUUGCGUUUAUUUCUUCCCCUCCCCACUUGCAAGCAACAAACAAAUCUUUAUUAUUUUAUCAUUUAAUAUGAAGAUUAACUGCGAAUGAGCGACGAUGAUCGAACGCGUGAACGAGAGAGAAUGAUUCCACACCUUCCCGUCACUCCCCCCUCUUCCUACUAGUAGAUAUGUAAAAAUGCAAAUGCUUGUAUUUGUUCUAUUUUUCUCUUUAAUUUCCACUUGAAUCAAUAGACGAUAAGAUUGACACGCAAACACACACACCUUGAAAUAAACAAACCAAUGCACAGCAGCACGACCUCUUUCAUAACACACACAAUACCAACAAAUUGACUUAAAUUUGGGCGCCCAAAUCGGGCGGUCGAAAAAGAAAAACGUUCCUUUAAUCACUUUUCCCCCUCUCCUUAAACAACUACUUACGCCCCGCCCCCAAUUCGCGCAUUAUUUAUUAGUGUUACAAAACAGAAGAAUAAACAGAUAUUGAGUGUGGUGAUUAUGAGCUUUUAACUGGAUCUAACACAAAAAACGAGCGAAAGAGAUAUGAAAUAGGCAAGGCAAAGUUGUUUCAAAGCAUUAGUAAUUACUCUAGUAAUCAUUUAUGACAGAAAGAAA
This is a messenger RNA of Culex pipiens pallens (northern house mosquito), 3445 nucleotides long. It is a transcript of the gene Hsc70Cb, whose product is annotated as heat shock 70 kDa protein 4. Bases 283 to 2817 code for a protein of 844 amino acids. Gene Ontology annotation, biological process: protein folding. Gene Ontology annotation, molecular function: ATP binding; ATP-dependent protein folding chaperone. The record is from RefSeq and is a predicted model, not a curated record. Gene Ontology annotation, cellular component: cytosol; nucleus. NCBI's taxonomy places the organism in Eukaryota, Metazoa, Arthropoda, Insecta, Diptera, Culicidae. The transcript has 6 exons.